AUGCCGGCAGUCGCGCUCCGGAUGCGAGGCAGGUUCCUCGUGCUCCUGCUGUUGGGGGUGGCGAGUGGGGGCCCGAGGCGGGGCUCCGAGCCUCCCAAUCCCCCCCUCACCAUCGGCCUUAUUCUCCCCAAGACCCUCUUCGGCGUCAGGGGCUACAACAAGGCCAUUACAGAGGCCACCGCCGGCCUCACCAAGCCCAGGGGACCCAAGCUAGAGUUCUUGAAGAAGUACACUUUUACCGCCGCCCAAGUCCAUAACCAGAUGAUGGUACUUACUCCGAGUCCCACAGCUCCCUCCAGGAACCCACUCGCGAACUUAUCGCUCCAGAAGAAAACAACUCCAGCCUCUGAUAAUUCGAUUGGCCCCCUCCCAGCGCCUCAUUAUCCAGGUUGCAGAUUCUUGGGCCCUCUUCGGCUCUUGAAUUAUGGAUGA
Messenger RNA from Nezara viridula (southern green stink bug), 432 nucleotides. NCBI's taxonomy places the organism in Eukaryota, Metazoa, Arthropoda, Insecta, Hemiptera, Pentatomidae. The record is from the annotation of a GenBank genome assembly.